AUGAAGAUUUUGGUGAUAAUUAUAGAUGAUUUAAGAAGCGUUCAAGGAAAAAUCUCCAACAAUAAUGCAUUUUCUACUAAAACACCAGAACAAAUUGAAUAUGAUAGUAAAGUUAGAGAAUUGACUUAUGAUAGAAGAGAUGUUCCAGCAGAUAGAACCAAGACUGAAGAAGAAAUUCGUAAAGAAUACGAAGAAAAAAUGAAGAAAUUAGAAGCUGAUAGAUUAAGAAGAAUGGAAGGAUUUGUUGAAGAUGAUAGAGAACAACAAGGAGAUGAUUUGGAUGAUGAUUUCUGGGGAGGUGACGACAGUGAAAACGAAGAGAAUGGAUUCAGUAUCAAAGAAUCAGACAAUGAAGGAGAGGAUGCAGAAGGGUCGGAAGAUGAAGGGGAAGGACGUGCCAAACCAAGAAAGUUGCAAACUGUUAUCAUGCCACUUACAUUUGAUGAGUUCUUACAAGAAAUCUCAGCUGUUGAAUCUACCAAACAGAUUGAAUAUAUUAAAAAAGUAUGUAAUACUUACAAACCUGGCUUGGGUCAAGGGAAUAAAGAGAAAAUGGGAAAUUUUGCAGGAAUUUUGUUGGAUUACAUUUUACACCUUGCCGAUAAGUUCGAAGACUUUGAACCAUUCGUAAAGAUUCUCAAAAAAUUAGCUGAAACAUACAAUGAGUCGUUGGUAGAAAAAGUCCGUGAACAUAUUAAACAAAUUCAAUCCAGAAUCAAUAAACCUUUGAAAGCAAGUGAUUUGGCGUUUUUUGUCAUUAUUGCUUACUUGUAUUCAUCAUCUGAUCAUUAUCAUAUUGUCAUUACACCAUGUUUGAUUUUGAUGAAUGAAAUACUAAGUACCAUUAUUUAUCACCCAAGGGAUAUCACAACCAUUGGACAAGGUGUAUUUUUAGUAGAUGUUUUAUUGAUGUAUCAGAGAUUUGCAAAGAGAUAUGAUCCUGAAGUGAUUAACUUUAUAGAACAUGCUAUUUUCAUGAUUGUUCCAGAACCAGAAAAGUUGGAUAUCUCAAAGUUAUUAUCAAUUUCAGAAUCGGUUGCCAAAAACGUCAAUGUUCAAUUUUCUAUGAACAAGUCUGAAAAAUUUGAUGAUUCUGAAGCUAAUGUGUUGUCUAUCAAAGGGUUAUAUUCUGAAGAUUUGAGUAAACCUUUAUUGCUUGCCAAGUUGGUAUCAAUCAUGAAUAAGUGUGUUACAUUAUGGAAAGAAAAAUCUAGUUUAAUUGAAGUUCUUGAAUCAUUCAUUAGUAUAUUGAAACACGUCACCAAAUAUAAUGCUCCACUCACUGGUCCACUAUUGACUAGAUUCACAAAACUACACGACAACUUAGUUAAGGACCGUAAACCAUUGACAUUACAACACCACAGAGCUCUUGCAAUUGCUACAUUUGCACCUAAAUUCGAAGAGAACUUCAACCCAGAUAAGAAAUCAUAUGAUAUUAACAGAGAACGUCAAGAAUUGAAUAAGGUUAAACAUCAAUUGAAGAAAGAAAAGAAAUCUGCUCUUAAAGAUAUUCGUCAAGAAAACAGAUUCCUUGCUCGUGAACAAAUUGCUGAAAAGAAAGCCAUGUAUGAUGAAUACCACAAGAAAAUGGCUAAUAUUUACAACUCUAUUCAAUCAGAAGAAGGUGCUGAAAAGAAUCAAUAUGAAAGAGAAAAGAAGCAAAGAAAAAGAAGAUAA
Molecule: messenger RNA, 1677 nt
Organism: Candida tropicalis MYA-3404
Lineage: Eukaryota; Fungi; Ascomycota; Pichiomycetes; Serinales; Debaryomycetaceae
Exons: 1
Coding region: 1-1677 (558 amino acids)
Biological process (GO): maturation of SSU-rRNA
Cellular component (GO): Noc4p-Nop14p complex; small-subunit processome; nucleolus
Source: RefSeq, a predicted model, not a curated record